This is a messenger RNA of Pomacea canaliculata, 1210 nucleotides long. RefSeq lists its product as uncharacterized. NCBI's taxonomy places the organism in Eukaryota, Metazoa, Mollusca, Gastropoda, Architaenioglossa, Ampullariidae. The record is from RefSeq and is a predicted model, not a curated record. The transcript has 6 exons. Bases 130 to 945 code for a protein of 271 amino acids.
CUCUGGAUUGGUCCAUAUGAGUGAGGAGGUUAGUGAAGGUAAGAACGAUAUAAACUUCUUUCUGCUUCCAGUGGCAACGUGUCAAGAUUGUGUCUCGACUGUACUCAGUGUCUGCUCCUCUUGACCAAGAUGCUGCUUCAUGUUUUGGUGUUGGUGGUGAGUCUGGGACUCCUGGAUCUUCAGACCGAGGCCGCCACCAGCACAGAAAUACUGACUCUGACGAAAGCUAUUGAGGACAUUAAGGUGGAGAUCGAGAAUGUCAAGACAAACUGCAAUAAGACUGAGCAAGGAGGUUACUUUCUGGAAGAUGGCUAUGUCCUCGCCUACAAGGUAUACUCCGGAGGGGAAGGCUAUCCUGUAGAGGCUUUCUACAAUACGUACGGUGUCGCCACCUACAGGAACGACGACGAUCCGUUUCUGCGAGCCCUUAUGAAGUGCAGUUGCUACACCAACGGAAAAUGUAACCGUCACUACCGCAGCGGCCUCUUCAAGUACUGGGUCCAACUGGGGGUCACCCAAGUCAAACUGUCCGUGUACAAGGAUGGGGAGGAGAAGCAGUAUGCAGUGUUUGACGGGAGGGAUUCCUCUUAUUUAUCUUGGUUCAACGAACAGAAACUUUUGGAGUCGUCCUGGACAGACCUGAAAACAGCAAAGAAAGAUUAUUUUAGUUGGGAUUUGAAAACUCUUAGUGACCCCAGGGGAAACAGAAGAAUGUUCAUCAGCAACAAUAGUUCUGACUGCGCCACGGCCACGGGCUGGCUGAUGUUGAAGGAGUCGUAUGACAAGUGUGAUUGGGGAAAUCCUCGCGACAACAAGUUCCCCUUCAUCCUCUUCUCUCCCACCAGCACCAUGGUCCAGUUCAAGUCUGCUGAACAAGCAGACGCUGUGGGUGUGUGGAUUCAAUACCCGGGUGUGGAGAAUCUGAGCGCCGCGUGCAUACAGUAGUCAUCAUGGAGAAGACAAUCGUGUGAAGCAUCGACUGACAAGAUGUAGUGCUUACUCAGCAACACGGAUUAGACGAGAUAAAGCAAAGCAGCAACAACAAACAACUUAAACUAUGUAACCCAAAAGAAGGCUAGAGGUAAACAAACAAAUUAGGUAGAUAUUAAAAAAAUAUGACUGUUGUCCAGCGACUUGAAGAAGAAAAUAUUUGUCUCAGAAAUCCGUGAAAUGGCAGUAUGUAUCAGCAAUAAAUGUGAGAAAAAGGAAA